Messenger RNA from Nelumbo nucifera (sacred lotus), 2164 nucleotides. The record is from RefSeq and is a predicted model, not a curated record. NCBI's taxonomy places the organism in Eukaryota, Viridiplantae, Streptophyta, Magnoliopsida, Proteales, Nelumbonaceae.
GCCAAAGUCGAAAAUCGAAAUCUAUUUGGUAACUGUAAACUUGUAAAGUGAGCUCACCCAUUCAAGCUGGAGCGAUAGCAGUCUUAACAAGGUUUAAAGCUUACCUCUGUUUUAAGUGGUUCAUUUUUUUGCUGGUAAGUGAUUGCCAAUCUCUAGUGAUCGCAGUGAACAAAUUCUCCUCUCCACCUGCUGUUAUUUCUUUUCCAUCCACCAUCAAAAUUCAAGAGAACUUAACCUGGAUUCAGAGCUCUCUCUUCUACCUUCUUUUCCAAAAUAACAGGACGAGGAGGAGGAGGAGGAGGAGGAGAAGCAAAAUUUUCUUGAAUGGGUACUGCUUCUCUUUCCAUCUUAGGUCCAUCCAAGCCUACAUCAGCAGCAGCAGAGGACGAAGACCCUUCAAACCCAUCAACAGCCCUUCUCUCUAACGUUGAAUCCUCCACUCCUCCUCAGAAUCCUACCACAACCAUCCUCUUUGUUACCCUCAUCAUCAUCACAUGCUUGUCCCUCCUUGCCUCCGGCGUCUUCGCCUUUCUCUUCUUCUCCUCCUCCUCUUCUUCUAAGUCCUCCCAAGUAUUACAUAAUAACACUGAGUCAACCGCCCGCCCCCUCACCAAGCUUGAGCAUCCCGUCGUUCUCCUAAUUUCCACCGAUGGGUUCCGAUUUGGGUAUCAAUUCAAGACCCCGACUCCCAACAUCGGUCGUCUUAUCGCCAAUGGCACCGAAGCCGAGACGGGCUUGAUCCCAGUUUUCCCGACGCUUACAUUCCCCAACCAUUACUCAAUUGCCACGGGGCUAUACCCUGCUUCCCAUGGCAUCGUCAACAACCAUUUCAUCGAGCCCAGCACCGGCGAUGUGUUCUACAUGAAAAGACAUGAACCCAAAUGGUGGUUAGGCGAGCCGCUCUGGGAGACCGUCGUCAAUCAUGGACUCAAGGCCGCCACCUAUUUCUGGCCCGGUUCUGAGGUUCACAAAGGCUUAUGGGAUUGCCCUGUCAACUACUGCAAAGUCUUUAAUGAUUCUGUAUCCUUCGAAGAACGGGUUGAUUCUGUUCUGAAAUUCUUUGAUCUUCCUAGUAGUGAGAUUCCUGAUUUUAUGACGCUAUAUUUUGAGGACCCAGAUACUCAAGGUCACAAGGUUGGAGCUGAUGAUCCACGGAUUACAGAAGCGGUUGCACAUAUUGAUAAAAUGAUUGGGAGGUUGAUCGAAGGGCUAGAGAAGAGAGGGGUUUUCGAGGAUGUCACAAUACUCUUACUGGGGGAUCAUGGGAUGGUCGGCACCUGUGAUGGGAAGCUCAUUUUUCUUGAUGAUUUGGCUCCUUGGAUUAAUAUUCCCAAGGAUUGGGUCCAAUCCUAUACUCCUUUGCUUUCAAUUUGGCCUCCUGCCGGUGUCUCUCCCUCGGAUGUCGUCGCCAAGAUGACAGAAGGAUUGAAUUCAGGGAAGGUUGAGAAUGGGAUGAACCUCAAGGUGUUUCUCAAGGAGGACCUGCCUCAACGACUCCAUUACGUGGGGAGCGAUCGAAUCUCACCUAUAAUAGGACUAAUUGAGGAAGGAUUCAAAGUGAAGCAGAAAAGAUCGAAGGGAAAAGAAUGUGGAGGAGCACAUGGGUAUGACAAUGCAUUCUUCUCGAUGAGAAGCAUAUUCAUCGGCCACGGACCUCAGUUUGCAAGGGGUCGCAAGGUCCCAUCUUUUGAGAAUAUUCAGAUAUACAAUUUGGUCACUUCGAUUCUUAAGAUACAGGGAGCUUCCAACAACGGGACAGUGUCAUUUCCAAACUCUAUUCUUUUACCACCCCCCUGAAAUCAAUCCUUCCGGCAUGUGUGGAGUUGUCAAUUGCAACAGGAUGGAUUGUCACCGUUAUGUGUUUUUCUAGCUCAGUUUAUCAUCAUUGCUAAGCGAUAUUUGUGGAAAUAAAUAAGACCAGGUAUCAGAUGGAAGACUGUAAGUAGCCCGGGAACUCCAAAAGAUCUGUUCUUAGUUAUUGGUAGUUUCAUUAUGGUUCACAUCACUAAAAGUCUCUCACUUCAACCUUCACAUUGAAUUGUAUCUUAUACAGGAAAUGCUAGAAAGGGACCUAAAAUAGAUUCAUAGUGGUAGGAGUUUUGUAAAAUGAUGUCUUUUUAAAAUAUUAUGAAUGAAACGACCCUCUGGUUAUUUUUUGACUUCA